Lontra canadensis (Northern American river otter) is the source of this 1968-nucleotide messenger RNA. RefSeq names its product elongin BC and polycomb repressive complex 2 associated protein (gene EPOP). The record is from RefSeq and is a predicted model, not a curated record. Bases 469 to 1620 code for a protein of 383 amino acids. NCBI's taxonomy places the organism in Eukaryota, Metazoa, Chordata, Mammalia, Carnivora, Mustelidae. Gene Ontology annotation, biological process: neuron fate commitment. The transcript has a single exon.
GGGCAGUUCUCUAUAACGCGGUCUCCGGGAGCCAGCGGGGAAGAAAGAAGCCGAGCGGGCGGAAGGCGCCCUCCCCGCCGCCUGGGCCCGGGCACCGGGUGCCGGGCCCGGGGUCCUUCCCGCCUCCCGCGGCCGGCGGCCGCUUUGUUUCCCCAGCCUCUUCGCCCUGGGCUACUCGAGAGGGGCUCCCGCCGGGGCUGCGCAGGGAACGCAGCGGCAGGAAGGGCGGCCGACCGCGCCGGGACUCGCAGGGACCCAGGAGUCCGGCCGCCGGGAGGGCCGCGUGACGAGAUCGAGGAGGGAGCCGGAGCUCCGCGGCCCGGGGUUGCGGGCCGGGGGCGCCCGUGAGCAGAGACCUCCCCGUCGAGGGGGGGCGAUGUUCCCCUCGCCCGUGGGCUCUUCGGGCAGCCAGGGCACACCGCCGCUGGGACCAGGGCCCCCGCAGUGGACACCCCCCCGGACGGUUCCAUGGAAACUCUGUGCCCCGCUCCCCGCCUCGCAGUGCCGGCGUCCCCGCGAGGGUCGCCCUGCUCCCCGACACCCCGGAAGCCGCGUCGGGGGACCCAAGAGUUCUCUCCGCUGUGCCUGCGUGCCCUUGCCUUCUGCGCCCUUGCCAAACCUCGGGCGUCCUCUCUGGGCCUGGGGCCUGGGGAGCUGGCGCCGCGGCCCCCGGUGCUGCUGGGCCCUCGCGCCCCCCUGUGCACCGGCGGCUGGGCCGCGGAUGGCCUGAAGCACCUCGCGGGCCCAGCUGGGCGGUCCAGCGAUCCGAACUCCCCCGCCGGUCAGGAUGCGGACGCCGCAGUGUGCCGGGGCCGCGGCGAGGAGGAAGAGGGCGGAGGCAGUUUCCCGCACUUCGGCUCGCACUUCGGCUCUCGCUCCGGCUUACCUCCCGGCCGCUGCCCAGCGCCCCUGCGCCCUCGGGAAUCUCCGACCAGCUCCGCCUCGGCUCCGCCUCGGCCCGCCUCGGGUCUCGACUUCCAGCCCGGCCCCGCCGCCAGCCCCCAUCAGGAGCCCGGUUCCCGGCCUCCGCCGCCACCUGCGGGCCUUUCCACCGAGCCCGCGGGUCCCGGGGCCGCACCCGAGCCGCCCGCGCCGGGCCAGACGGCCGCAGGCGAUGGAAGCCCCCCGCAGGCCGCCCCCGAGGCACCAGCCGCUAGCCCCUCGACGGCCAGCGGAGCUCCGGCCGCUCCCGGCGAUCUCCGCCAGGAACAUUUCGAUCGUCUGAUCCGCCGGUCGAAACUUUGGUGUUAUGCGAAGGGCUUCGCUCUCGACACUCCGAGUUUGCGCCGGGGGCCAGAGCGGCCGCCUGCCAAAGCGCCCGCCCGGGGAACCGCCAAGAAACGCCGGCGGCCGCCGCCCCCCCAUCGCAGCGCACAGCCCCGCCGCCCGGCACCGACGCUCCCUACCACGAGCACCUUCAGCCUGCUCGACUCCUUCCCCUGCCCCCCGGCCCUGGUGGUGGGGGAGGACGGAGACUUAGGGCCGGCAUCCUCGCUUCGCCUGCAGGGAGACUCUAAGCCCCCGCCCGCCCACCCGCUGUGGAGGUGGCAGAUAGGGGGUCCUGCUGUCCCUGAGCCCCCAGGCCUCAAAUCCUGGGGGAUCAACUUGGAGGAACUUUGAGCCUGAGACCUCUUCUGCCAAAGGGGAAAGGUUGGGGCCGCGGCCAAACUUUGGGCUCGAGGACGGGGCCUCCUUUCUCACAUUUGCCUAUUCCCUUUUAGGGACUGCGGUCAGAGGGACCUCAAAUGACAGUGAUCUUCAAGCACCUAACCGGUUGGGGUGACACCCCCUCCCCCUCAUCCUUUGGAGACGAACCAAGGGCUGGAGUCAGGAGAAGGCUUAACGGAAAAAGGCUUAAUGACAUAGAUUCCAAUCCCUCCCUUCUUCCAUCUCGGAUCUCUGGGGGCAGGGCCUUCACCCCACGGGGAGCAAAGGAGGCUACCGCUCAAAGACAAGGAAAAAAAAAAA